CCGCCAGUCCUUUCUCGCCGCCUUCUGCCCAUUCAGGUGCUUUCUUCGCUUCCUUUCCUUCACGUGUCUUGCAAAAGCUCCAGCAUGUCCGACAAGCUGCCGUACAAAGUUGCUGAUAUCAGUCUUGCAGACUGGGGCCGCAAAGCCCUGGAGAUUGCCGAGAAUGAAAUGCCAGGUUUGAUGAAGAUGCGGGAGAUGUACUCUGCAACCAAGCCACUGAAAGGGGCUCGGAUUGCUGGUUGCCUACAUAUGACUGUGCAGACAGCUGUUCUCAUAGAAACUCUGGUGGCUCUGGGAGCUGAGGUUCAGUGGUCCAGUUGCAAUAUUUUCUCCACUCAGGAUCACGCUGCUGCAGCUAUUGCCAAAACUGGAAUUCCUGUGUUUGCCUGGAAGGGGGAAACAGAUGAGGAGUACAUAUGGUGUAUUGAGCAGACUCUGUAUUUCAAGGAUGGGCAGCCUCUAAAUAUGAUUCUUGAUGAUGGUGGAGACCUCACCAGCUUGGUUCAUACCAAAUAUCCACAGCUCUUGAAAGGAAUCAAAGGAAUAUCUGAGGAAACAACCACUGGAGUCCACAAUCUCUAUAAAAUGCAUGCCAGUGGGACCCUGAAAUUGCCCGCUAUCAAUGUCAACGAUUCUGUCACCAAGAGCAAGUUUGACAACCUGUAUGGCUGCCGGGAAUCCCUCAUUGAUGGAAUUAAACGUGCCACUGAUGUCAUGAUUGCAGGGAAGGUUGCAGUUGUGGCAGGUUAUGGUGAUGUUGGCAAAGGUUGUGCCCAAGCCUUGAGAAAUUUUGGGGCCAGGGUCAUCAUCACAGAAAUUGAUCCAAUCAAUGCUCUGCAGGCAGCCAUGGAAGGUUAUGAAGUUACAACAAUGGAAGAGGCCUGCAAAGAAGGCAACAUAUUUGUUACUACCACUGGAUGCUCAGAUAUCGUGCAGGGCAGGCAUUUUGAGCAUAUGAAAGAUGAUUCUAUAAUAUGCAAUAUUGGACACUUUGAUGUGGAAAUUGAUGUGAAAUGGCUGAAUGCAAAUGCUGUGGAGACUGUGAACAUUAAACCUCAGGUAGACCGCUACACGCUGAAAAAUGGCCGCCACAUCAUACUCCUGGCAGAAGGUAGACUGGUAAAUUUAGGAUGUGCCAUGGGUCAUCCUAGCUUUGUCAUGAGCAAUUCCUUUACCAACCAAGUCCUGGCACAGAUAGAGCUCUGGACAAAUCCUACCAAAUAUGCAGUAGGAGUCCAUAUUCUGCCAAAGAAGUUGGAUGAAGCUGUCGCUGCUGCUCAUCUAGAUAAACUUGGUGUGAAGUUGACAAAGCUGACAGACAAGCAAGCCAAAUAUCUCGGACUACCCAAAGAUGGCCCCUUCAAACCAGACCAUUACAGAUACUGAGUCGCUGCUAGAGCCCAAAGAUCUCCAGACACAAGGAUAGAAAAUCUUCCAAAUUUGCCUGUUUCCCUGCUGGGAUUUAAUGACCAUCUCAAGCCUUUGUUACUAUCAAAUACAUUGAGUAGUCAGUUUGUCUGCCAUGUUUCAUUUUCUCACAUUCCUCUCUCUGCUUUCCCCCCUCUGCACCUUCUAAUAUAUCUCCUUCCAAAGAAAUUACUACAUUUUUUCUCUAUUGUCCUGCUGAAGCCUCAGCCCAGCAACUGUUGACCUAGAAGAUCGACUAGAAUUUUGCAAGUUCUGUUGUCUUCUGGUUUGAAUUUCUAAGAACAUCUUUGAAUGUCUGGAUUCUGAGGGAGAAUGGAGAUAAGAGGUGUUUUCUACAACAAUCCUUCUCUCAACACUGGAAAUUAGUGGAUACACUUCACAGCAGGCUUCAUUUAGCAGCUCCAUGAAUACUUCAUCAAGUUUCAUGAACUGGAACUCAGUGGAGAUGUUCUGUUAUGAUAUGCUUUGUUUACCACCAGUCACUGAAUAUAUCAGAUUUGCAACUAUUGGCCUGGGUCUAGUGUACUUGAUCUGUUUUGAAUGUUGCCUCCCUAUUAAGAGUAGCCCUGCAAGCCGCCUAGAGUGGUCGAGUAGACCAGAUAGGCGGGGUAUAAAUAAAAUAAAAUAAAAUAAAUCUGAUUCUGAAAAUCUGGAGCCAUGGGUUUGAGAGUGCUGAUUUCUCCAAAGACAUCACCAGUAUCUGCACUAGUUUUUGUAACUUGUGUCAGUUUUAUUAAAAAAUCUGUUAACAGUUGCCUCAUUUUCAUUAGCUGCCUUAUGAGGAAAGAACCUGUCCUAUAACCAUGUCUUUUCUAGCAUAUUGCCAGCAUUAAGGAUGUUAUUUUUGAGGAUGUAGGUCCUGACCCGCUAACAAGCAAUUAGAACCCACUGCAUAGUUUCUAAAAGCACUGUUUCUAUUAUCUGGAAGUAUACCCUAUGGCAGUGGGUUCCAAGGAACGACAGUACAGAAGGAAACCUUCAGAGUGUCUUAUGGCUCUGGCCCACGGCAGGCACUGACAAAUUCGGCUAUAUAUUAUCAGAAUCAUGGCAUAAUUAGAUUAUAGGAUUGAUCUUCCUGGUCUGGUUUAAACAUUACUUCCUUUCUCUUUGCUUGAUUGCUGGCAGAUGUGUGAAUAAACUCCAUUCAACAUGAAUGUAGUCAAAAUUUAUUUAGAGUAUACAGAAGUAUUGAAAGCGUUGGAAGUGAAAAAAAAACAAACCUAACUCAGGGAUUUACAAAUGAGGAAUAAAUGAUGUAAGUGGGUGUUCAUAAAUUCCAGUUUUAGUUCACAGCCUAAUUAAGGUGCAGUAGUUCUUAUUUUUCACUUAAAGAAAAGCAAGAAGGAUUCCACUCCACUGAGCUUACCAAGGUUUGUGUGUAAGCCAUCAUCUCCCAUAUUUUAACAAGCUGGAGUGCUAGUUAUUGUGAAUGGUGCAGAACCUACAAAAACAUCCUGUUUGGUAUUAUAUAGCCUAUUUGUGUAUGUAAGUAAUCUUUUGGCAUUUUAUCUAUCUAGCAAUGCACAUGCAUGCAUAAACUUGCCCUUGGAAAAUUUAAAUACUUUAUUACUUUU
This is a messenger RNA of Pogona vitticeps (central bearded dragon), 3002 nucleotides long. It is a transcript of the gene AHCY, whose product is annotated as adenosylhomocysteinase. Lineage: Eukaryota; Metazoa; Chordata; Lepidosauria; Squamata; Agamidae. Gene Ontology annotation, molecular function: adenosylhomocysteinase activity. Gene Ontology annotation, cellular component: cytosol. Gene Ontology annotation, biological process: L-methionine cycle. The record is from RefSeq and is a predicted model, not a curated record.